Naumovozyma castellii is the source of this 2256-nucleotide messenger RNA. RefSeq names its product putative zinc metalloprotease (gene TRE2). The transcript has a single exon. The record is from RefSeq and is a predicted model, not a curated record. Lineage: Eukaryota; Fungi; Ascomycota; Saccharomycetes; Saccharomycetales; Saccharomycetaceae. The coding region runs from base 1 to 2256 and encodes 751 amino acids.
AUGUCUACGAAUGGAUAUAAUCCGGUCCCAAUAACAGGUACCGAUGAAUCGCAAGAGGAUGCUGUCAUACCGUCCCCCAUGGAACUGAUGAUAAUUGAGGAAGUAGACGAGGACGAAGAGACAAAAACCAUAAGGACAAGGAUACGAGACAUCAAUACAAGCAUUACUGAAAAUAUUUUGACGCCGAUGAAGGUCCAUGUAUUGGACCCCAUGAAUGAAAUCCAACAAAUGGUCUCGAUGAAAUUUGAUUCCUAUCUUAGUAAAGUGGGGAAUGUACCAAUAAUAAGGCGAUUUCUAUACAUCUUCUUUAUCUGCAUCGUGGUUUGGAUUUUGCAUUUGUAUAAGACACAAGACGGUGGUUUUAGUGAUCAUGAUCUACUAUUGAAUUAUGUAAAGGAGAGCAUUGAUCUGAAUAGCUUUGAAACGAAAUGGGAAUACAUUUCUAGUAUGCCAUGCCUUUCUGGAACGAAAGGUGACGUUAUUAUAUCCAAAUACAUUAAAAAAUCAUUAGAGGCAAUGAAUAUGGAUGAAGUCGAAAUGUUGGAAUACAAAGGGUAUAUGAACUUUCCUGAAGAGGAAAAGAAUGUUUUACAUGUAUUCAAUAAUCAAGAUCCAGUACUUGAUAUAGAAUUAAGUAAGGAAAACUUCAAUCCCCUGGCAUGGAAUGGUGAAAUUGAAAAGACGACUUUAAUAUUUGGUAAUAGGGGUUCUAGAGAUGAUUUCAAGCGAUUAUUAGAACAUGGAAUAAUAAGGUCUGGUAGACAUAACUACGUUUUGAUAGUGUUUUACAGUGAUUUAAUUCAUGAACAGAUACUAUUAUCAGAACUGGUUACUAUUAAGGGUAUCAUUUUCAUUUCUGAUAAAUAUAAGGAUGACGUUAUCCAAAUGAAAUCUGUAGGAUUACCACAAUACUCAAUGGGUAACGUAUUAAAAGCCGACUGGCAUGGAUAUAAAGCACUUAAAUCAGCUCAUGACGAGCCAAGAUCUACGCCGAGAAUUCCUACCAUCCCACUAUCAUAUAAUCAAGGGCAUAAGUUAUUGAAGUUAAUUUCUAAAGAUGGUGUUAAUUUUGGUGAUGGGCUAUUUAGCGGGUUAGGUAAAGGAAUAUCAGUUUCUUUUAAUGUUAAUUCUACAGUAAAGGAGAAACAGCCAACUUAUAACGUCCUUGGUAAAAUAAGAGGUCGGGAGCAAACUACCAAAUCCAUUAUUAUCACCGCUUCUAAAAAUUCGGUAAAUUUUGGAGCCCUUUACCCUAGUUUUGGUACGACAACAUUGAUAGCACUGGCCGAAUUGUUUCAAAAGGUUAGAUAUAAGUUUAAUUGGGCACCAUUAAGAAAUAUUUAUUUUAUGACAGUGGGUGGCUCAGAAUUUAAUUCUAUCGGUGCUGCAACAUAUCUGGAAGAGAAUCUCCUACCAAUAAAAGAUGAAAUAUAUUCAAUAAUAGAUAUCAGUGAGCUAGGGUUCAUUUCUUCCAAAGAAACUUUCCAAAUAGAAACGCAUCCAUUGUUGCAUGAUUUUUUACAAGGCGUUGUUUCCAAAUCUUAUAACGCAUCAACUUCUCACGUUCAACAUUAUGGUGAUUGGACUCCAUUUAUGGCGAAUGGGAUUCCCGUCUCUAUCCUCUCCGUUCCUGACAUAAGAAAUAAAGUACUUCCAAUCGACACAGAUGCUGAUUCAUUUAAUGAAGCAUCCGAUAUACUGAAGGAUCUGGGGAAACAAAAUGACCUGUCUAAUUUAUUAGUGACUUUAUUUGAAAUAAUUUUGAAAUUGGUUGAUGAACCAAAUAUUCCUUUUAAUGUGGUUCAGUAUGUAAAGAUUAUGGAUAAACUAUUACAAGAUAUAGAACAGGAUCACUCGAAAGAAUUGAAUUUCAACGAAAUAAUUAAGGCAAUGUUGAAAUGGAAAUCUAUUGGUAGCGAAUGGAACCAGUUCAUUCAUAACUGGAAUUCAUCUGUUUCCAAAAAUGAAUCUGCAUACGGAAAAGAAUCGCUUCGUGUAUCAAAGGAAAGAUGGAAUUGGAACAAUAAAUUAAGUAAUAUUGGGAGAAGAACAGUUUCAGAAUAUGGACUUCUAGACAGGAAGUACUAUAAGAACGGGAUCUUUGGACCUACACUUUGGAAGAUGGAUUACGGGGUAGAUUCUUGGAGUUUUCCCGGUGUAAGGGAUGCCAUAAUGACCACCGAUUGGAGUAAAGCACAGUGGGAGUUAGAUGAAGUUGCUGCGGCCUUAAAUUUUGCUUCAGAUAUGUUUAAAUGA